AUGCCGGAAGAUUGUGCUGAGCUGAUGAGAUCGGGGAAGAACGAGAGUGGAGAGUACGUGAUACAGCCGCGUUUCUCUGACGAGGCGUUUCGUGUGUACUGCGACAUGGAAACCGACGGUGGUGGAUGGACCGUCUUUCAGCGAAGGCAAGAUGGCUCAGGGGAUUUCUACAGAAGCUGGGACUCGUACAAGUUCGGAUUCGGAAACAUGAACGGAGAACAUUGGCUAGGCAACGACCGACUGAGCGCUCUCACUACCCCCGUACCGAUGCAGCUACGAAUCGAUCUGAGAAGAUUCUCGGGCGAGACGCGCUACGCCACGUACGAUGUUUUCAGCAUCGCUUCAGAGAGGGCGCUAUACAAGAUGAACGUCGGCAUGUACCACGGCACUGCGGACGACUCGAUGAUAUCUGCUCAUCAUGGAAAGAAUUUCAGCACUCCGGACCGGGACAACGACACCCACGAGACCGCACAUUGCGGUGAAAGAUACAAGGGCGGUUGGUGGUACGGGGCCUGCCACCAUUCGAACCUGAACGGACUCUACGGAGAGGACAACUCGAAGGGAGUCGUGUGGUACACCUGGCCCGGUCACUCCGAGGCACUCAUGAGCACAGAAAUGAAAGUGAGACCCGUGCAAUACGCCCUCCAUUGAUCGCGGAUGCUUGGCUGACUGCGAACCCGGGGCUCAGUGUCGGAAUAUGACAGAGU
Messenger RNA from Priapulus caudatus, 707 nucleotides. RefSeq names its product techylectin-5A-like. The transcript has 4 exons. The coding region runs from base 1 to 651 and encodes 216 amino acids. Lineage: Eukaryota; Metazoa; Priapulida; Priapulimorpha; Priapulimorphida; Priapulidae. The record is from RefSeq and is a predicted model, not a curated record.